AUGGAUUUCGGGUCCUUGGAGACAGUGGUGGCCAAUUCUGUCUUCAUCGCCGCCCGGGGCAGUAUCGACGGGAGCAACGCCCAGCCGUCCCGGGACAAGAAGUACCUCUCCAAGCUCAAGUUACCCCCGCUCACCAAAUGCGAGGCCCUCCGCGAGAGUCUCGACCUGGAGUUUGAGAGUCUGUGUUCAGAGCAGCCCAUCGGCAAGCGGCUCUUCCAGCAGUUUCUGAAGACGGAGGCGAGGCACGUGCCGGCCCUGGAGCUCUGGAAGGGCAUCGAGGACUACAACACGGCGGACCCCGAUUUCCAGUUGCAGAAGGCCCAGGCCAUCCUGGCUGAGUACUUGGAGCCCCAGGCCAAGCUCUUCUGUAGCUUCCUGGAUGAGGGGACGGUGGCCAAGGUGAAGGACGUGCACGCGGCCCUCGAGGACGGACUCUUCCAGCCGCUCCUGCAGGCCACCUUGGGGUACCUGAGCCAGGCCCCCUUCCGGGAGUACCUGGAGAGCCUCUACUUCCUGAGGUUCCUCCAGUGGAAGUGGUUGGAGGCCCAGCCCAUGGGGGAGGACUGGUUUCUGGACUUCAGGAUCCUGGGGAAAGGGGGCUUUGGGGAGGUGUCGGCCUGCCAGAUGAAGGCCACUGGCAAGUUGUACGCCUGUAAAAAGCUGAAUAAGAAGAGGCUGAAGAAAAGGAAAGGGUACCAAGGUGCUAUCGUAGAGAAGAAGAUUCUAGCGAAAGUUCAUAGCAGGUUUAUAGUCUCUCUGGCCUAUGCGUUUGAAACCAAAACCGACCUCUGUCUGGUGAUGACCAUCAUGAAUGGAGGUGACCUAAGGUAUCACAUCUACAACGUGGACGAGGAGAACCCGGGCUUCCGGGAGCCGCGCGCCGUCUUCUACGCGGCGCAGAUGGUCUGCGGGCUGGAGCACCUGCACCAGCGGCGCAUCGUCUACCGCGACCUCAAGCCUGAGAACGUCCUCUUGGACGAUGAAGGCAAUAUCCGAAUCUCUGACCUUGGCCUGGCCGUGGAACUGAAGGACGGGCAGACCAAGACCAAGGGCUACGCAGGGACUCCGGGUUUCAUGGCCCCCGAGCUCCUGCGCAGCGAGGAGUAUGGCUUUUCGGUGGACUACUUUGCCUUGGGGGUCACGGUGUAUGAGAUGAUUGCAGCCAGAGGACCCUUCCGGGCCCGAGGAGAAAAGGACAGCAAAGAGCCUACCAAGAUGGUAUUCCUGGCCUCAAGGAGCCAGCACCUUCUACGAAUGCUGAUACCUCCUUUCAUCCCAGACUCCAGGACUGUCUACGCAAAGAAUAUUCAGGAUGUAGGUGCCUUUUCCACCGUCAAAGGCGUGGCCUUUGACAAAACAGACACAGAAUUCUUUCGGGAAUUUGCCACUGGCAACUGCCCCAUCCCCUGGCAGGAGGAGAUGAUUGAAACGGGCAUUUUUGGGGAGCUGAAUGUGUGGCGUUCUGAUGGGACCAUGCCAGCCGACAUGAAGGGACUCGCUGUGGAGGAGGCUCCCUCGUCCAAGUCAGGCCUGUGCCUCGUUUCCUAG
Echinops telfairi (small Madagascar hedgehog) is the source of this 1548-nucleotide messenger RNA. It is a transcript of the gene GRK1, whose product is annotated as G protein-coupled receptor kinase 1. Gene Ontology annotation, cellular component: cytoplasm. Gene Ontology annotation, biological process: regulation of signal transduction; protein phosphorylation; signal transduction. The record is from RefSeq and is a predicted model, not a curated record. The coding region runs from base 1 to 1548 and encodes 515 amino acids. The transcript has 7 exons. Lineage: Eukaryota; Metazoa; Chordata; Mammalia; Afrosoricida; Tenrecidae. Gene Ontology annotation, molecular function: ATP binding; rhodopsin kinase activity.